Molecule: messenger RNA, 261 nt
Organism: Acanthamoeba castellanii str. Neff
Lineage: Eukaryota; Discosea; Longamoebia; Acanthamoebidae
Exons: 2
Coding region: 1-261 (86 amino acids)
Molecular function (GO): nucleic acid binding
Source: RefSeq, a predicted model, not a curated record
AUGACCAAGGGUGGAAGCCAGCUCUUCAGCAAGGGCAGACUGCAGCAAGUGCUUGAGGAUGUGCACAUGCUCAAGGUGGGACACAACCUGCAGGCCAACACAAGCACACUGUUUGCAGAGCACAGCAUCUUACUCAACCACAUCUUCAACACCCAAGUGGGCAAGCAAAACCAAGUGGUGCUCAACCCCAUGCUCAAGCUCUAUGCCAAUUCACAGAACAAGCUCAAGAAGGCAGUCAAGAAGGCAUGGACCAGAGAUUGA